UGGUCAAAUUACAAACACUGCUGCUCUCAGUGUUGUAUGAGUUUCGUUGCAUGUUCAAUUCUCAGGAAAGCUUGUUUUGCUUGAAUUCGUUCAUUACAAAACAGAGAUCAUUCCUUGAAAAGGAGGAUUGAAUCAUGCUUCGUAGCCUGGACUCGGCAAUAUUUUUGGUGGCGUUUUCUUCCUUAAUUUAUUGUUCAUUCGCACGUCAUUUGCAAUUCCAUUUGAGUGGCUAUGAGUGUUUCUACCAAGAUAUCCUCGAGAAAACCGAAUGUUCCCUCGAAUUUGCGCCCAUAACGGGGAACGACCCGAAGGUAGACGUCACUCUAGAAGACCCAAGUGGCAAUGUCAUUUACAGAGUCGAUAAAAAGGACUACGACCUCCACAAAUUCACCACAACAAUGAACGGAACAUACCAAGUCUGCUUUAGCAAUGUAUACGACUUCACAAUCGGUGAAAACUUGGUGUAUUUCGAUUUUAUUGCUGGUGUCGAAGACGAAUUUGGUACUAUUGGAACUGCAGGCGAAACUGGACCCGCAAGUAAAGCCUUGACGCAGCUAGAGACUUCCCUGUCGACCAUCCAUGAAAACAUGAACCUCAUCGAACGCUAUCAGAACUAUUACAGACUAAGAGAAGCAAACGGACGUAUAGCAGCCGAAAGCCUAAAUAGCAAAGUUCAAUGGUGGUCUAUUGGGCAGUCAAUAAUCGUCGUUGCUGUUGGCAUUUCUCAAGUUUUUAUGCUUCGAAGAUUUUUCACCGUAUCAAAAGGAGAACUUUGAGUAAUGUCGUGAGAACAUAUGUUGUUAUAUUCUAGUCGAAAAAUAUAUAAUCCAAUGCUGAUAUCUCUGGUUGUAUUUAUUACAUUAUAACUAAUUAUUUUACUAAAAAAGAGGAACAAAAUAUCAGCAAAAUAAUAGAAA
Molecule: messenger RNA, 917 nt
Organism: Nematostella vectensis (starlet sea anemone)
Lineage: Eukaryota; Metazoa; Cnidaria; Anthozoa; Actiniaria; Edwardsiidae
Product: transmembrane emp24 domain-containing protein 7
Exons: 1
Coding region: 135-776 (213 amino acids)
Biological process (GO): endoplasmic reticulum to Golgi vesicle-mediated transport; intracellular protein transport; Golgi organization
Cellular component (GO): COPII-coated ER to Golgi transport vesicle; endoplasmic reticulum; endoplasmic reticulum-Golgi intermediate compartment
Source: RefSeq, a predicted model, not a curated record